GUUUCUCUCAGAGAAUCUAAACAUGGCGGACGAUGGAGAGUCACUUGAGUCCUGGCUUAAUAAAGCCACCAACCCCUCCAACAGACAAGAAGACUGGGAAUAUAUAAUGGGAUUCUGUGACCAAAUCAAUAAGGAGCUAGAAGGUCCCCAAAUCUCCGUUAGACUAUUAGCACACAAGAUCCAGUCCCCUCAGGAGUGGGAAGCGAUACAAGCAUUAACGGUUCUGGAGGCUUGUAUGAAAAACUGUGGGCGAAGGUUUCACAAUGAAGUUGGAAAGUUUAAGUUUUUAAAUGAGUUAAUUAAGGUGGUUUCACCUAAAUACCUUGGGGACAGAGUAUCAGACAAAGUGAAGAAUAAGGUGAUAGAGAUGUUGUAUACUUGGACAGUAUCUCUACCAGAUGAAGCAAAGAUCUGUGAAGCGUACCAGAUGCUGAAAUCACAGGGUAUUGUUGUUGCUGACCCGGACAUCUCUCUUGAUGCCACAUUAAUACCCUCACCUUCUCCACGGCCCAAGAAUCCUGUAUUUGAUGAUGAAAAAAAGAGCAAAAGAUUGUCAGAACUUCUGAAAAGCAAAAAGCCUGAAGAUCUUCAAGAGGCGAAUCGUCUCAUUAAGAACAUGGUGAAGGAAGAUGAGGUCAGAUCACAAAGAGCAGUGAAACAAAAAAGCACUCUGGAGGCAGUCAACAACAGCGUGAAAGUCCUUAAUGAGAUGCUCGCUCACUUCAGUCCAGAGCGCUCCUCUGAAGGAGACAAGGAGCUUAUUAAGGAGUUGUACAGCGACUGUGACAAGCUUAGGCAAACAGUAUUUAAGCUAGCUACUGAAACUGAGGACGACGACAGCAGCUUGGGAGAGAUCUUGCAGGCCAAUGAUGAGCUCUCUCACGUCAUUAAUUCCUAUAAGACAAUUGUAGAAGGACACAGCAACAGUGGAGACACUGAAGCAGCACAAGGAGUCCAAACAUCCAUCAAACAAGCCACUGACAGCAAAAACCAGUCUGAGAUUCUGAUUGACCUGGUGGGCCUCGAUAGUCCCUCUACACCCGAGCACAAACCUCUGGCCUCUCUAGCUUUUCCAGGUGACCUGCUUUCUGAGUCGGCAGCCACCAACUCUCCGUCUAAGAGUGUUGGUGCACCCCCUGCAGGACUGUCACUGCUAGACGAGGAGCUGCUGUCUUUAGGCCUUAAUGAACCUGGCUCUACAGUCAGUGACUCAACACAAAGAAAUCAGAGCAAUCAUUCCUCAUCUUUACAGGAUUCCAGUCAAGAUUUGGUUUUUUUUGACACCAGUUUGCCUACGAUUCAAGCACUUUCACCUCCGCUCUUUCAAAAUGUCCUCUCUACAAUAAAUGUCUCAGUUAGUCCCAACAAAAGCACUCCAGCUGUCUCGGCCUUGAGCUUCCCUGGACUUGUUUUCUCCACACCUCCAGUUUCUACAGCCUUUAACUCGGCUUCGCUCACGUUCCCACAGCCUCUCAGUUCAGCACUAAACCCCACAGCCUCAGCUGCUGCUCCUCAGUCACUCAGCUCCUCACCUGCUCUGUCAGCUGCACAGAAAAACAUUUCCUUUCCCGGAAUCUUCCAGUCUGCGUCGUCUUCCCUGAGCCACAAUUUGCACGACCUCGCCAUGCUGGAUCUGGGCAGUAAUGACAAGUAA
Molecule: messenger RNA, 1654 nt
Organism: Nematolebias whitei (Rio pearlfish)
Lineage: Eukaryota; Metazoa; Chordata; Actinopteri; Cyprinodontiformes; Rivulidae
Gene: gga3a
Product: golgi associated, gamma adaptin ear containing, ARF binding protein 3a
Exons: 13
Coding region: 23-1654 (543 amino acids)
Biological process (GO): intracellular protein transport
Cellular component (GO): trans-Golgi network
Molecular function (GO): ubiquitin binding; small GTPase binding; phosphatidylinositol binding
Source: RefSeq, a predicted model, not a curated record